AUGUCUUUCAAUGCAGAGGCGCAAGCCACCAUCAAGUCGACCCUCGACGCCGUAACGUCCACGGGCUCAAUUCCGGGAAUUGUUUUUGUUGCUGUCGACAAAAAUGGAGAUGUGAUCACUUCGCAUUGCUCCGGCACGACAGGUGCAACCACGUCGACGCCCAUGUCGCUUGACUCAGUCUUCUGGAUUGCCAGCUGUACCAAGAUCAUUACGGGCAUUGCAUGCAUGCAAUUGGUAGAGCAGGGAAAGCUCAGCCUUGAAGAUUCGGAAGCUUUGUACAAGAUUAUUCCGGAGCUGAAAGACAAGAAAGUACUCCAAGCCGACGGCACUCUCGUACCCAAGAAGAAGGAGAUCACUCUGCGCAUGCUGCUCGACCACACGGCUGGGUUCGGGUACACAUUCUUCAACCCAAAACUCAGAGACUGGGGCAGGCCUCUGGGCUUCGAUGAGUUUUCUGGCGACGCAAGAGAUAUCCUGGACGCCCCAUUGGUCAACCAGCCCGGCGAAACCUGGGAAUACGGGACGAACAUCGACUGGGCCGGCCUUGCGGUCGAGCGCGUCUCGGGCCUGACGCUGAACGACUACUUCCACAAGAACAUCUUCGAGCCGCUCGGCCUCAAGAACAUCAGCAUGUUCCCGACCGAAGAGAUGAUCAAGAACCUCGUCUACCUCCACGCCAAGACGCCGGACGGCGCGGUCACGGAGCAGGACCACGCGCUGCGCAGGAGCCUGAUGGCCAAGACGCCCGAGGAGCGCGCCCGCAUCAUCAACUCGGGCGGCGCGGGAUGCUUCGCCAAGCCCGCGGAGUACUGCCAGAUCCUCGCCACCCUCCUCAACAACGGCACCUCCCCCCGCACCGGCGCCACCCUCCUCUCCCCCCACGCCGUCGACACCAUCUUCACCAACUCCCUCCCCCCCACCUGGCCCGACUUCGCCCGCACCGGCUUCCCCGCCGCAAAGCCCCACCAGACCAACCCCAUCCCCGAGCUGUACGCCCAGCCGGGAAACCCGCCCCAGGGUUGGGGCCUGACCUUCUUGCUGACCAACUUGGACGGUGCGCAGAAUGGCAGCGAGGGGACGUGGCGCGGCAAGAACACGGGGCAUUGGGCGGGCAUCGCGAAUCUGUAUUACUGGGUCGAUAGGGAGAAGGGGGUGGCGGGCAUGAUCGCGGCGCAGGUGCUGCCGUUUGCGGAUGUGGAUGUGGUGAUGCCGUGGGUGGUGUGCGAGAAGGCGGUUUAUGAGGGGUUGGGGAGGUUGAAGUGA
Messenger RNA from Diplodia corticola, 1263 nucleotides. Its product is annotated as beta-lactamase family protein. The coding region runs from base 1 to 1263 and encodes 420 amino acids. The record is from RefSeq and is a predicted model, not a curated record. NCBI's taxonomy places the organism in Eukaryota, Fungi, Ascomycota, Dothideomycetes, Botryosphaeriales, Botryosphaeriaceae. The transcript has 3 exons.